This is a messenger RNA of Anopheles nili, 1229 nucleotides long. RefSeq lists its product as uncharacterized. Bases 98 to 472 code for a protein of 124 amino acids. The transcript has 2 exons. The record is from RefSeq and is a predicted model, not a curated record. Lineage: Eukaryota; Metazoa; Arthropoda; Insecta; Diptera; Culicidae.
UCCUGCUAGUGAAAGUGUUUGUACAUACUCGAUUUGUAAGUGACGGUUUUUUUUCGGAACGUUGUUCACGUGCGAGUGUCGGCGAGUGAUCGAUCGGAUGUGGGAUGGAAUUCGGGUGACCAUAAAUGGCGGAAAAGGGUGGUUCGAGGUCUGUAGCAACACCAGCAGACUCCGGCAGACGAAUUCCACGGAUUCCGUAAACGAUUGUCUCGCUUUUGACGACGACGAUGAGUGCGGAAACGAGAGCGAUCCCAUUCCAUCGCUAGUAAAGGAAACUGAUCUACCCCACUCGAACCGGUCCCUUGGACGCCAAUCGUCGGGUAGCCAGAGCAGAGUAGCGAAACGCACUCACGUGCUUUACCACAAUUGGCCAAUUAGGGCAGACAACAUUCCCGACAAGGCAAUAUUCCGGUGGAAACAUUCGUGCCUGUCUGCGUGCGUGCACGUCAACACAUGCCAACGGACAACGUGAUCCCAUUUUCCGCGCACCCGAGGACUUAAGUGAUCCUUCGAAUGAUUCAUCUGCCCACCGAAAAUCGACCUCCAAGGCUCAACAUGCUGCCCAACGUUUGAAAUGUAUCUGUGAAUGAUGUGAACACCCGCCGGAUGUAAACUCGUUUUUAAGGUGUAUUUUAUGUAUUAGCAUGGUUUUAUUUUUAUCAUUAUUGAACGGUUACGGCCGAAACGCAGGAAAGCUUUGGCGUAGGGCUGGCGCAACAUUAUCAUUGUUCUAUUUGUAGUAUUACGGUGCGUGAAUGGGCCUGAGCAUCACGCGAGAGAUAGAAUUCGUGUCGGAAGGGCGCAGAGCGCAAGAAUUGGUAAGCGAAUACUGAUUCAGAUAUAGCGUUACUCAAUUUGAGAACCCCGGGCGGUCUGUCCUUGGCGUCGGGUCGGUUUUAGAGCAACGAAAGCGAAAAUGUAAAAUACCCCUAACAACGCGGGUUCAGUAGUAGGAACCCAGAACAGAUAUGCCCUAGGGGAAGAGCAUGGAAAACCGAAACGCACCCGGUCUAGUAGGUAGAACGGAUGGUUACCGCAAGGGACGCCGAUACAGGGGCGCCAAGUGUUGGGUAAUUCGAGAGCGAAGAUUUAGAACGCUAAAGGUCAUGAGUAAAGUGCACCCGAAGCCAAAUAAAUAGAUAAAUAAGCGAUGAAACAGACGUAGCUCGAAGGAGCAAAAGCGAAAAGACAAAGCUGCGGCCCGCGAGGAGAAAAUAUAGUAGACAAUC